Molecule: messenger RNA, 3197 nt
Organism: Mytilus californianus (California mussel)
Lineage: Eukaryota; Metazoa; Mollusca; Bivalvia; Mytilida; Mytilidae
Product: acidic mammalian chitinase-like
Exons: 10
Coding region: 201-2228 (675 amino acids)
Biological process (GO): carbohydrate metabolic process; chitin catabolic process
Cellular component (GO): extracellular region
Molecular function (GO): chitinase activity; chitin binding
Source: RefSeq, a predicted model, not a curated record
UAAUCUGUGACGUAAGCUGGUGUUUUACCUUUCAAAUAAUUGCAUGUUCAUUGCAGAAAAACUAUACAUGAUUAACAUUAAGGGAAGUUUUAGUGCGGAACAUAAUUUAACUUCAGUUUUCAAUUUCUUUGUUUGAGUGCGGUGGAGUUUUAUAUUUGUGAGGAAAUAACUUUUGUUCGACAAUUAAAUUAUAAAGCAAGAUGACGCGAGACAUUUUAGUUGUGUUGCUGUUACUCCUCGUAACUGACGUCAGGUCAAGUUAUAAAAGAGUGUGUUAUUUUACAAACUGGGCCCAGUAUCGGGAUGGAAUAGGAAAGUACUGGGCUAAAGAUUUAGAUCCGCAUCUUUGUACACACGUGGUCUAUGCUUUCGCUAAAGUCGUAGGAAACAAUAUCGAACCGUAUGAGUGGAACGAUAUUAAUAAAUGGGCAAAAGGUCAGUAUGAAAUGAUUCGUGAUGUACGAAGUAAAAAUCCUACCUUAAAGAUACUGCUAGCUAUCGGGGGAUGGAAUCAUGGUAGUGAUCCUUUCACCAAGGUGGUAGCUACUCAAUCAAAUAUAGACGCAUUUGCUACAUAUUCAAUGACUUUCCUGAGAGCUAAUGGUUUCGAUGGUCUAGAUCUGGAUUGGGAAUAUCCUGCCAACAGAGGAAGUCCUCCCGAAGAUAAACAGAGGUUUUCUCAAUUAGUGAAGACAUUACGUACAAAGUAUGACAAUGAAGUGUUAACUUCCGGUCGAUCACGUCUGCUGUUGACAGCCGCUGUGGCAGCCGGUCAAUCUACAAUUGAAAGUGCUUACGAAAUCAACAAAAUAGCACAACAUUUAGAUUUCAUAAAUCUCAUGGCAUACGAUCUGUUUAGUAAUUAUAAUACCGUUACACAACAUAACAGUCCAUUAUACAAAUCCAUGGCUCCUAACGAGGCCUUUAAUGUUGAUUUUGCCAUUAAGAUGUGGUUGAAUGGAGGGACACCUAAACAAAAACUCAUACUGGGUAUGGCAUUUUAUGGAAGGUCUUAUAGAUUACGUAACACGGCAGAGACAGGACUAGGUGCUCCUACCAUGGGACAGGGUACAGCAGGAAGAUACACAAAAGAAAAUGGAUUCUUAUCAUAUUAUGAGAUAUGUUCUAACAUAAGAAAUAAGAGCUGGACGGAAGGUUGGUUGGAUGAUCAACAAGUUCCAUAUGCCUACCAUGGUGACCAAUGGGUUGGUUACGAUAAUGCUAGAAGUAUUGAGAUAAAGACAAAAUACAUAAUAGACAAUGGUUUAGGCGGAGGUAUGACAUGGGCAUUAGAUCUUGACGAUUUCCAUGGAUUAUGUGGGCAAGGCAAAAACCCUUUAAUGAUGACUAUGAAGAAUGUUUUUAAUGGUGCUCCUAUUCCAACGUUUGGAACAACGAAUGCUCCAGGACCUGGACCAACGAAUGCUCCAGGAAAAGGAUCGAUAUCUACAGGUACCUCACGUUUAACUUCUAACAGUGUUAGCAAUAAUAAUGCUCCAAAAAGAGGAAACCAGGCUACAUUCACCGAUUCUACAACACCAAGAUCUGAAGUUAUAGGCCCUAUUGUGUCAGGAUUACAAGGCGAUUGUUCAAAUAAUGACGGAUCAACAGUAGGAGCUGUUCUUGGACUUUUACUGGCCAUAGCUUUAAUUAUCAUUAUAGUUUUAGUGUUAUAUAUCCUUAAAAUCAAAGGUUAUGAAAUAAACCCAUGGUAUAUAAUACGCGCUAAUAAAUCACCAGAAAAGAAGAAAUCAGAUUUUUCAAGCAUUUCGCCAUCAAGCAUUCAAACAGUUAAUAUGCAUAUAGAGAAUGCAGGAUUUAAAAAAGAUGUAGGACCAGUGUAUGUUAAUCGGCCCGAACAACCGAAUUUUCUUCCCAGUGUUAACCAUGGGCAUGGAAAUGUUAGUCGUUUCGAUGCUUUUAACAAACCUCCGCCAAAUACACCUCCGCCAAGAUUUCCACCACCUCACUCGAAUCCGGUGAAUCAUAGUGCUUCAUCACCUGACGUUCUUCUACAACAUAACAUAAGACAAAUUAGUGCUAUCGAUGGAUCCGAGGACUUCCAAAGACAACAUAUUACUUUACAUGAAAACCCUUCAUUAGAAAGUGAAGAUUACGGCUUUGAUCAAAGGACAAAUAACCGCAGUAACUUCCAUGCGGUUGAAUCGCCGAAUUAUAACGCAGUCAUAUCACAGUCAGGAAAGCUAGGUACCUCCACCAAUGUUUAGUGACAGUAUACACACCAAAUCAAUAACACAUUAAUGUAUAACACUGUGACUGGUACUAUAUUUAUAAUUAUGUUGUCUAUUUUUUUUAUUGUAAUUCAAACCGAAAAUUUCUCCAAACACUGAUCAGACUAUCUCUUGAUGUCGACCUAAUACACUGACAAACCGCAGAAUUGUUAUGAUUUAGAUUAUACAUUUCAUAUGUAAAUGCUAAGUGCAUAAUACCAUGUAAUGUUGCUUUAACUAAUGUUGUAAUGUUUACGUCAGUUCGAUUUCGGUUGUAAACUCGCACACCUUCUAUUAUACUUAUUCUAAUUAUCUAUUUUAAUAUUUUUGUUGUUACUUUUCGAAAUGCAUUUCUAAUGUAAAUGUACCUUAUGAAGGUUAUUUCAUGAAAAUAUUGUGCGCAGUGAAAUAUUGCCCUACAUCUAAUACUGUGUUAUCGUUUUGCAUAUUUUUAAAUUAAUUUAAUUAAUUGGUUUUUUUAGCUUUGUAUUAUUGUUUUUUACGUUUCAUCGAUGUUAACACCUUUAUCAUUUAACAUAUGUACAUUAUACAAAGAAGUCUAUCUGAUGUGUGCUUUACAAAAGGAGAAGCAUUCGUUCACAAUAAAUUUAUGGCUAAAAAAAUGAUUGUAAUCCCCUAGAAAAUUCUGAAAUAAAUAAUCAACUAACCCGUGGAUUUUUACAAUAAAGUACUAAAACUAUUUGCUGAACACAUUUGUGAACACCUUCCUUUACAGAAAUGGUUUUCAACAUCUGAGAUAAUGAUAAUAGACAUUUCCGUAUAAAGUUUACUGGUUGUUUUCUUUAGACUUUCAUAUAUAAGAAUUGUUUUAAAAGUCGUAACAAAUAUUGAAAUGUUUCCAGAAUGAUAUUAGAUAUUUUCCUAAUUGUUACAUUAUAUUAAAGUUAUGUUUAUUAGUUCUACUUGUUACAUAUCAAACUAUUGCAUUAAAUAUUUUCCAUAAAA